UUUCUAAUCGCUUGAGUAUUUCACGAGUUGUGUUUUGUCCCGUUGAUUCACCAUUUUAGCGAUUUUUUAAUUAUUGACAUAAAUUUGUUCUUGUUUACAGGGGUACAGGAUAAAGGAGUUGAUUGCAAAGGUGUAUGCAGAAGAUUGAAAUGGUUGGUUAAACGGGCUUGGUAGGCUUCAUUGUUUUGUUCAACUCAUUAUCUGGUAUUUACAACCCAUAGAAAUUUGUCGUCCUAAAGUUUUAUUUAUCCCCAGAAUAUAUAUUAGGGUUUUACAACCCAUUUGUUGGUUCUAAUCAUUAUUUGGUUUUCAGCGAUGAAUUUUCUUUAUUUAUCUUCCUCUCCCCUUGUCUCAUCCCUGUCUUGCAAGUCUUCACUUUGUCUUUUGAAAAAACCUCAGUAUAUUUGCUCUUCAAAUCUUUGUUUCAAUGGUUAUAACAGUGCUACCCUUUCUUACUUGCUAAAACCCAAAUCACUUUUUCCAGUAAGCACUCAUCAGACAUCCAUAGGUUCUACACUUCCUUCCGAUGAGGGAGUUGUAUCUGUAAUGGACUUAAUUGAAAAAGAUUGGUCAUUUCUUGACUCGGAUGAGCUAAACUCCGACGAGAAUAUCCAGAAGAUUGACCAUAUAAUUUCCGCUGGAGAGAUCAAUCAUUCUUCCAGGGUUUUGGUUUCAAUUGGUUCUGAAGGUUUUGUUGAUCGGGUGGUUGCUUCAUCGCCCUGCAGCUUUUUUCUUGUUGUGCAUGAUUCACUUUUUGUGUUAGCUUGCAUUAAAGAGAAAUAUGAUGAGGUUAAGUGUUGGCAAGGGGAACUGAUAUAUGUGCCAGAAAAGUGGGCACCUUUAGAUGUUGUGUUUCUCUAUUUUCCGCCUGCUUUGCCCUUCACACUUGAUCAGGUUUUCAGGGCACUUGCCGAUCGAUGUUCCCCAGGUGCAAGAGUGGUUAUUAGCCACCCCCAAGGGAGGGAAAUUUUGAAGCAGCAACAGGAACAGUUUGCAGAUGUUGUAAUUUCUGACUUGCCUGAUGAAAUGACUUUACAGAAAGUUGCAGCCAAUCAUUCUUUUGAGAUGGCUAAAUUUGUAGAUGAGCCUGGUCUUUAUCUUGCUGUAUUGAAGUUUUAUAAGGCAAACAACUUAGAUUUGAUUUGACCUUAUGAAGAAACUUGGCCUUGUAGCCAAUGAAAUAGCUGAAUGAAUCAAAGUUGUCUUUUAGAA
Messenger RNA from Mangifera indica (mango), 1212 nucleotides. RefSeq lists its product as uncharacterized. The record is from RefSeq and is a predicted model, not a curated record. Lineage: Eukaryota; Viridiplantae; Streptophyta; Magnoliopsida; Sapindales; Anacardiaceae. Bases 316 to 1146 code for a protein of 276 amino acids. The transcript has 2 exons.